Drosophila kikkawai is the source of this 2411-nucleotide messenger RNA. RefSeq names its product WD and tetratricopeptide repeats 1 (gene adp). Gene Ontology annotation, molecular function: protein binding. Gene Ontology annotation, biological process: negative regulation of fatty acid biosynthetic process. The record is from RefSeq and is a predicted model, not a curated record. NCBI's taxonomy places the organism in Eukaryota, Metazoa, Arthropoda, Insecta, Diptera, Drosophilidae. Gene Ontology annotation, cellular component: Cul4-RING E3 ubiquitin ligase complex; cytoplasm.
AAAUAAUAAAUCAUACUUGAGGCUGUUCCUAAAAAGUUUAAACUUCAAUAUUUGAAUGCUUUUUUAGAAAAUAUCAUAUUUGAUCGGCGGACAAUCGAUUCGAUUUCGAUAAAUUUCAAUUACGUGCAGGGGAUUCUUCGGCAGCCGUAAGCGGGGGCGCGACCAUCUGGCAACGCCGCGCCCAGGUGUCAACAACUGUCGUCGGGGAACGGGGGGGACUGUGCGAAUCCAAAAUGAAUUAAGCGGAUAGCGAGAGGAAAACAAACAAAAACAAGUGUCAUAAUCCUAUCCAGAGAACUCGGAGAUAAUGUCGAGCGAUGAACUGUAUCGCGAAAAGUACUCUAGUUCGCGCCAUCAGCGCCAGCAAACGCCCUUGAACACCUCCGCGCUGCACUGGCAGCGGCAGCAGUAUGGCUACGAGCUGGACGAGCUGCUCCGCCGGCGUCUCCUGGCCUCACCCGCCUACGUGGACAGGUUGGAGCAGGAGGCGCUGCUCGCUGGCCAUGAGGGAUGCGUCAAUUGCCUGGAAUGGUCGACGGACGGGCUCUGGCUGGCCUCCGGUUCCGAUGACUUUCGUGUGAUGAUCUGGGAUCCGUUCCGGAAGAAGCGCGUCCAUGUGAUCGCCACAAAGCACCUGGGAAACAUGUUCUCGGUGAAGUUCCUGCCCAAGCACAACAAUAACAUCGUGGCGACGUGUGCGGCGGACAAGUUCAUUUACGUCUAUGACAUCAAUCACUCUAACGAAACGCUCUUCUCCUGCAACUGCCACCUGAUGCGGGCCAAGCGUCUGGCCACGGUCCAGGACUCGCCCUACAUCUUCUGGUCGGCGGGCGAGGAUGGGUGCAUCCUGCAGCUGGACAUGCGAGAGCCCCACCACUGUCGUCCGGAGGAUGGCAAUGGUGUGCGGCUCCUUCGACUGGGCAAUCAGGUGGACGGAACCACGGAGGCCAAGUGCCUAGCCAUUAAUCCUAUGCGGACAGAAUACUUGGCCGUGGGUGCCAAUGACCCCUUUGCACGUAUCUACGAUAGGCGCAAGCUGCCCUCCAGCAGCGGGAAUGAUCUCUCGGCUUGUGUGGCCUACUACGCUCCCGGGCAGAUUGUGAAGAACGUCACCCGGUCCAUUGUCCACGAGUCCCGGGCCAUUACUUAUCUCACCUUCAAUGGCAACGGCACGGAGCUCCUGGUCAACAUGGGCUGCGAGCACAUCUACCGCUACGAUCUGAACAGUGCCGCGCCUCCGGUUUUCUACGAACCACUUGACUUCACAUCGCUCGACGAGGAAGUGGAGGUGGAGCAGGUGAAGACGCCCCACAGGAGCCGCCGCCUGCCGUCCAGCAUAGAGGUGCUCAAGAAGCAGGGCAACGAGUUCCUGGAGAACGGCAAGUUAGUGGCCGCCAUCGAUGCGUACUCUGCCGCCUUGGCCAAGUACCCGCAGGGAGAGGUGUUGUAUCUAAACAGAGCCACGGCUCUGAUGCGACGCGGCUGGUUCGGUGAUAUAUAUGCAGCUGUGAGGGAUUGUCAUGAGGCCCUGCGCCUGGAUCCAGGCUAUGUAAAGGCUCACUUCCGUCUGGCCAGGGCUCUGCUGGAGCUGCAUCGUCCCUAUGACGCGAACGAUUGCCUGCAGGACUUAAUCCACCGGUUUCCCAGCUUUGCCAACAAUCACGGCGUGCUGACACUGAACAAGGACAUCAAGGAGAACCGACGGCAGUUACAGAACACCGAGCCCGUGGCCAUGGAGGAUGGCUUCCGCUAUAUGCGUAUCUCAGACGCCGAAUACGAUCUCCGCUCAACGGCCAGGGACUAUAUGCAGCGGUAUGUGGGCCAUUGUAACAUCACAACGGACAUCAAGGAGGCCAACUAUCUUGGCAGCCAGGGUGAGUUCAUUGCCGCCGGCUCAGAUGAUGGCAACUUCUACAUUUGGGAGGGCGAUACGGGCAAAAUCCGGGCCGUUUAUCGGGCCGACAGCGCCAUUGUCAAUUGCGUGCAACCGCAUCCGAGCAUCUGCAUGGUGGCCACCAGUGGGAUCGAUCAUGACAUCAAGAUCUGGUCACCGUGCGCCGCCAGUGCCGAGGAGCGGCCCAAUCUGGUGGCGGAUGUGACGCGAUAUGUGGAGGAUAAUCAGCAGAAGAUGCGGACCGAUCCAUUCGAACUGAAUACGCGCAACGCGUACUGUUUCAACAACUAAGAACUGUAGCGCAAUGUGAACCUAGAUCCCGAGUCCACAGCGUCAGCGAUAGAUACAUCUGGCAAUAUAUCAAAUAUUAGCGUAACUUAUACUGUAAGCGAACAUAUUUUUGUUAAUUUGUAAUCGUAACUACUGUGCACGCAGAUGAGUUCGAUGGGAGAUCUAAUGGAUGAGUGUGUUACGAAGUACCAUAGAAAUAAAUGUGGAGAGAUUCCAUUGAAAACAA